AUGGCACUCUGGCUCUAUGUUCUUCCAUUCUGUCUGCUUUCCUACUUCCCUCAGUCCGUUUCAUCAGAGGCGACCUGUAAUCUGAAGGCCAAAUUCAACCUGAACGGAUACAAAGAUGUGGAGAAGAAGAAGGUGGUGAUCGGGGGGAUGUUUCCCGUCCACAUGCGAAUAUCCUCCAGUGAUGGCAACACGUCCAGGGUCCCGGUGUCUUCAGGCUGUGAGGGUUUUAAUUUCCGCACCUUUCGCUGGACCCAGACGAUGCUCUUUGCCAUCAAUGAGAUAAACCACAGAGAAGACCUGCUUCCAGACACUGACCUGGGCUACGUGAUCUACGACUCCUGCUUCACCAUCUCCAAGGCCGUGGAGGGCACCCUGACCUACCUGACCGGGCAGGACGAGGCUGUGCCUAACUACCGCUGUGGCUCUGGGCCUCCUCUGGGGGCAAUGGUGGGGGCAGGCGGCUCGGACCUCUCCAUCGCCACAGCCAGGAUUAUGGGACUCUACCAUUUUCCACAAGUAAGUUACUGCUCGACCUGUCGUGCUCUGGACAGUAAAUUCCAGUUUCCCACUUUCUUGAGGACGAUCCCCAACGACGCUCACCAGUCCACAGCCAUGGCCCAGCUCAUCCUGCACUUCGGCUGGACCUGGGUGGGCACCAUCGCCGCGGACGACGACUACGGCAAAUAUGGCAUCAAAGAUUUCAAAGAGGAAGUGGAAGAGGCCGGCGUCUGCAUCUCCUUCUCCGAGACUCUGCCUAAGGUGCAUUCCCCGGAGGACAUCCAGCGUAUCGUGGAGACGGUGAUGGAGUCCACGGCUCAGAUCAUCGUGGUGUUCUCCUCUGACGUGGACCUGCAGCCUCUGAUCGGAGAACUGCUGCGGCACAACGUCACCAACCGGACCUGGAUCGCCAGUGAGGCCUGGGUCACCUCCGCCCUCAUCAACCAGCCUGGAUACUUUGGUUGCACACUGGACUACAGCAGAGCCCUGAAACAGUCCAGGCUCAGGGCGGAUCAGGUCAACAGCACAGUGGGCCGGGCAGCAGAGCCUGUAUUAAUGUGCUCUGGGAUGGAGCAACUGACCAAAUUCAAUAACACAUACUGGGAUGUUUCACAGUUACGGAUCACCUACAAUGUCUACAAAGCAGUCUAUGCUGUGGCCCAUGCAUUACACAACCUGGAGCACUGCGAGGACGGCAAGGGGCCGUUCACUGGGAAGACCUGUGCUAACAUAUCUAACUUUGAACCAUGGCAGCUGAUGUAUUACAUGAAGAAUGUGGAGUACACGGUGCCUCACACAGGGGAGAGGAUCUACUUUGAUAACGGAGAAGUGGAGGCCUACUAUGACAUCAUUAACUGGCAGGUGAACAGUGAUGGAGAGAUCUCCUACACAACUGUGGGCCAGUUCAAUGUAUCGGCAAAUAAAACUUUGACCAUAACAAAUCACUCCAUCACAUGGAACAACCAGGAGCCUACGCCUCCGAGAUCAGUCUGCAGUGAAAACUGUGAGCCGGGCACCAGGAAAGGAAUUCGUCAGGGAGAACCAGUCUGCUGUUUCGACUGCAUCCCAUGUGGUGAUGGAGAGAUCAGCAAUCUGACGAAUGCUCGUGAAUGCAUCCUGUGCCAUGAGGACGACUGGUCCAAUGACGCCCACGAUGAGUGUGUGCCCAAGGUCAUUGAGUUCCUGGAUUUUGAGGAGCCUCUGGGCAUCACACUCAUUGUGAUCUCUGCGUUUGGAGCUCUCCUCACCAUUGCUGUUGGGGUGGUGUUCAUAGUCAAUUUUAACACUCCUCUAGUGAAGGCCAAUGACCCAGUGCUGAGCCUCAGCCUGCUCUUCUCUCUGGUCGUGACCUUCCUCUGCUCCAUCGUCUUCCUGGGAAGACCUCAGCACUGGAGCUGCAUGACCAGCCAAGUCGCCUUGGCUCUGGGCUUUUCUCUCUGCCUGUCCUCCAUCAUGGGUAAGGCAGCUGUCCUCAUGCUGCGUGCUCUGGCCCUGAAGGCCCAGAGGACCAGAGACAAAGCAGCUGCUAAAGCUGCCAAAGCUGCAGCUGAAGCAGCGGCCAACAACUGUAGUCCUGAUGUCAUAGGAACUAAUACCAACAACUACUUUGAUGUGAGUGGAGUCCCAGAGAAAGACCAACUCACGUGUGGCCACCAGAGGGGCAUGGCAGCUGUGGCCACUUUGAUUCAGGCCAUCGCGUGCACUGUGUGGCUGCUGAAAUUCCCUCCUCACCCCAUCAAAAACACAUCUGCCCAGAACAUUAAGAUCAUUCUGGAGUGUCAUGAAGGGAACGUGGUUUUCAUCUGCUGCAUCUUUGCGUACGACAUCCUCCUGGCUCUCCUGGCUUUCAUUUUUGCUUUCAUUGCCCGUAAACUGGAGGAUCACUUCAGUGAGGGCAAGUGUGUGACGUUUGGAUUGCUGGUCUUCUUUAUCGUGUGGAUUUCCUUCGUCCCAGCCUAUCUCAGCACCAGGGGAAAGUUCAUGGUGGCUGUCCAGAUUUUCGCUAUCCUCGCUUCCAGCUUCGGACUCCUUACGUGCAUCUUCCUUCCAAAAUGCUACAUAAUUCUAAUCAAACCUGAACGUAACACAGAGGAGCUGAUUCGGGCCCGCUCCAAACCCCGGGACUCCACCCUGACAGGGACGUCUGUCUCCAUGGGCACAGCGGCCACUGAAAUCAACUCAACCACUGCCUCCACUGCUAUUGAUGAUUAG
Molecule: messenger RNA, 2709 nt
Organism: Knipowitschia caucasica
Lineage: Eukaryota; Metazoa; Chordata; Actinopteri; Gobiiformes; Gobiidae
Source: the annotation of a GenBank genome assembly